This is a messenger RNA of Talpa occidentalis (Iberian mole), 3049 nucleotides long. It is a transcript of the gene OSBPL9, whose product is annotated as oxysterol binding protein like 9. Gene Ontology annotation, molecular function: sterol binding. Gene Ontology annotation, cellular component: intracellular membrane-bounded organelle; cytosol; membrane. The record is from RefSeq and is a predicted model, not a curated record. The transcript is spliced from 23 exons. Bases 178 to 2409 code for a protein of 743 amino acids. Lineage: Eukaryota; Metazoa; Chordata; Mammalia; Eulipotyphla; Talpidae.
UUAUCUUAAUUGUAACAUUCAUGCUUGCAUCCUUCACAUCCCUGGCACAGAGUCCUACACACAAUGGGCUCGCAAAGAAAGCGUGUUGGAGAGACGUGGGUCUGCGAGUCCACACCGAGCAGCAGCCGCUGACCCCGCCCUGGCCCCGCCUCUGCCCGCAGAGGCCCCGCCUCCCCCAUGCCAAGACCUUAUAGGCGGGUGACGUCAGGUCGUUUGUUGUCAUUGGCGGCUCCCAAGAUGGCGUCCAUCAUGGAAGGGCCGCUGAGCAAAUGGACUAAUGUAAUGAAGGGCUGGCAGUACCGUUGGUUUGUGCUGGACUACAAUGCAGGGUUGCUCUCCUACUACACGUCCAAGGACAAAAUGAUGAGAGGCUCUCGCAGAGGAUGUGUUAGACUCAGAGGAGCUGUGAUUGGUAUAGACGAUGAGGACGACAGCACCUUCACAAUAACUGUUGAUCAGAAAACCUUCCAUUUCCAGGCUCGUGAUGCUGAUGAGAGAGAGAAGUGGAUCCAUGCCUUAGAAGAAACAAUUCUCCGCCAUACUCUUCAACUUCAAGGUUUGGAUUCAGGAUUUGUUCCUAGUGUACAAGAUUUUGAUAAGAAACUUACAGAGGCCGAUGCUUACCUACAAAUUUUAAUAGAACAAUUAAAGCUCUUUGAUGAUAAACUUCAAAACUGCAAAGAUGAUGAACAGAGAAAGAAAAUCGAAACUCUCAAAGAGACCACAAAUAGCAUGGUAGAGUCAAUUAAACACUGCAUUGUGUUGCUGCAGAUUGCUAAAAGUACUAUUAAUCCUGUAGAUGCAAUAUAUCAACCUAGUCCUUUGGAACCUGUAAUCAAUACAAUGCCUUCCCAGACUGUCUUACCUCCAGAACCAACUCAGUUGUGUAAGUCAGAGCAACGUCCAUCUUCCCUACCAGUUGGACCUGUAUUAGCUACCUUGGGACAUCAUCAAACUCCAACACCAAAUAGUACAGGCAGUGGACACUCACCACCCAGUAGCAGUCUAACUUCUCCAAGCCAUGUCAACUUGUCUCCAAAUACAGUCCCAGAGUUCUCUUAUUCUAGCAGUGAAGAUGAAUUCUAUGAUGCUGAUGAAUUCCAUCAAAGUGGCUCAUCCCCAAAACGUUUACUAGAUUCCUCUGGAUCUGCCUCAGUCUUGACACACAGCAGCUCAGGAAAUAGUCUGAAGCGCCCAGAUACCACAGAAUCACUUAAUUCUUCCAUAUCCAAUGGAACAAGUGAUGCUGACCUUUUUGAUUCACAUGAUGAUAGAGAUGACGAAGGGGAAGCAGGGUCAGUGGAAGAACACAAGAGCGUCAUCAUGCAUCUCUUGUCACAGGUCAGGCUUGGAAUGGAUCUUACUAAGGUAGUUCUUCCAACAUUUAUUCUUGAAAGAAGAUCUCUUUUGGAAAUGUAUGCAGACUUCUUUGCACAUCCAGAUCUAUUUGUAAGCAUUAGUGACCAGAAGGAUGCCAGAGAUCGAAUGGUUCAGGUUGUGAAGUGGUACCUCUCAGCCUUUCAUGCAGGAAGGAAAGGAUCAGUUGCCAAAAAGCCAUACAACCCCAUUUUGGGCGAGAUUUUUCAGUGUCACUGGACGUUACCAAAUGACACUGAAGAAAAUUCAGAGCUAGUUUCUGAAGGACCAGUUCCCUGGGUUUCCAAAAACUGUGUAACGUUUGUGGCUGAGCAGGUUUCACAUCAUCCACCCAUUUCAGCCUUUUAUGCUGAGUGUUUUAACAAGAAGAUACAAUUCAAUGCUCAUAUCUGGACCAAGUCAAAAUUCCUUGGCAUGUCGAUUGGGGUGCACAACAUAGGACAGGGCUGUGUCUCGUGUUUAGACUACGAUGAGCAUUACAUCCUCACGUUCCCCAAUGGUUAUGGAAGGUCUAUCCUCACAGUACCCUGGGUUGAACUAGGAGGAGAAUGCAACAUAAAUUGUUCCAAAACUGGCUAUAGUGCAAAUAUCGUCUUCCACACGAAACCUUUCUAUGGGGGCAAGAAGCACAGAAUUACUGCUGAAAUUUUUUCACCAAAUGACAAGAAGUCCUUUUGCUCAAUCGAAGGGGAAUGGAAUGGUGUAAUGUAUGCAAAAUAUGCCACAGGGGAAAAUGCAGUUUUUGUAGAUACCAAGAAGUUGCCUAUAAUAAAGAAGAAAGUAAGGAAAUUGGAAGAUCAGAAUGAGUAUGAAUCCCGCUGUCUUUGGAAGGAUGUUACUUUCAACUUAAAAAUCAGAGAUAUCGAUGCAGCAACUGAAGCGAAGCAUAGACUCGAAGAAAGACAAAGAGCAGAAGCUCGAGAAAGGAAAGAGAAGGAAAUUCAAUGGGAGACAAGGUUAUUUCAUGAAGAUGGAGAAUGUUGGGUUUAUGAUGAACCAUUACUGAAACGUAUUGGUGCUGCCAAGCAUUAGGUUGGGAAAUGCAAAAUUUACACCCGAUGACGAGAGCAGUAGGCAUAAUUAAGCAACAAUCUUCCUUUCGGAGAAUGUAUUUACUCCCGUCUUACUGCAGUGGUUCCUAACUCAGGGAUACUGGACUCUGAUGCAGAUGAACAAUUAAAGCGAGAAAAACUUUCCUGUUUUCCUCUUCUGUGGCAGUUACAAUUUGGACUUCAGUGCUGAGAAAAAUUCCAGGUUUGAACACAAAAUGUCUGCUCCUUUCCCAAACUCCAUGCUUUGAAAAGCAUUUAUAAAUCUCAAUCUGAAAGUCUGCGCUCUAGUUCUGCUAUUGGUAUAUACAGGUUUCCUAGUUCAUAUAAUCUUGGAUUCUAUAUAUACACAUAUAUAUAAACACACACACAUAUAUAUAUACAUAUAUAAUAUACCUGAUGCCAGAUUUUUCAUAAAUAUUCCACAUCUGUAAAUACUGGUUCCUCUGAGUUUUAGAAAAUUAGCGCAAUGUAUUAAAAUCAAGUGUCAGGAAAUUUCACGGUUUUAUCUUCUAUAACUUUUAUUUUGGAAUUGAACUAUUAUUGUAUCUAACUCUGGACUACAGUUUAAUUAUACUCAGUGCUUCUUAAAGCUUCAUAAAGUAAUUUUUCCAACCUUUUUU